Molecule: messenger RNA, 2397 nt
Organism: Oncorhynchus keta (chum salmon)
Lineage: Eukaryota; Metazoa; Chordata; Actinopteri; Salmoniformes; Salmonidae
Exons: 2
Coding region: 340-1302 (320 amino acids)
Molecular function (GO): 2-oxoglutarate-dependent dioxygenase activity; methyltransferase activity
Source: RefSeq, a predicted model, not a curated record
GGAAAUCCCAUUUGCAGUAUCGUGCGGCUGCGCCAGCAUCUUCAAGGUCCUAGAGCCAACCUAGCUCCAUGCAUAAAAACAGAAAACAAGCUUUAUCCAUUGGGACCAAGUUUGAGCACCUGUUGCGUGACACUGUGAAUAAAAUAAAUGAAGCAAUGUUGUCUCUGUACAACAAUGUGAGCCUGCUGCAGGUAAUUUAACGGAUUACUAACCCCAAAACUCAAUUAGUAGUCUUCCCAAACCAGAAACCGUGGAUUGAUGGCAGCAUUUGCGUGAAACUGAAAGUGCGAACCACUGCUUUUAAUCAGGGCAAGGUGACUGGAAACAUAUGUGGCAGGUAUGUGGCAGGGUCUACAGUCAAUCACGGAUUACAUAAAGAAAACCAGCACCGUCACGGACCAGGAUGUCUUGCUCCCAGGCAGACUAAAUAACUUUUUUGCCCGCUUUGAGGACAAUACAGUGCCACUGACACGGCCCGCAACGAAAACAUGCGGACUCUCCUUCACUGCAGCCGACGUGAGGAAAACAUUUAAACGUGUCAACCCUCGCAAGGCUGCAGGCCCAGACGGCAUCCCCAGCCGCGCCCUCAGAGCAUGCGCAGACCAGCUGUCUGGUGUGUUUACGGACAUAUUCAAUCAAUCCCUAUCCCAGUCUGUUGUUCCCACAUGCUUCAAGAGGGCCACCAUUGUUCCUGUUCCCAAGAAAGCUAAGGUAACUGAGCUAAACGACUACCGCCCCGUAGCACUCACUUCCGACAUCAUGAAGUGCUUUGAGGGACUAGUCAAGGACCAUAUCACCUCCACCCCACCUGACACCCUAGACCCACUCCAAUUUGCUUACCGCCCAAAUAGGUCCACAGACGAUGCAAUCUCAACCACACUGCACACUGCCCUAACCCAUCUGGACAAGAGGAAUACCUAUGUGAGAAUGCUGUUCAUCAUCUACAGCUCGGCAUUUAACACCAUAGUGCCCUCCAAGCUCGUCAUCAAGCUCGAGACCCUGGGUCCCGACCCCGCCCUGUGCAACUGGGUACUGGACUUCCUGACGGGUCGCCCCCAGGUGGUGAGGGUAGGCAAACAACAUCUCCACCCCGCUGAUCCUCAACACUGGGGCCCCACAAGGGUGCGUUUUGAGCCCUCUACUGUACUCCCUGUUCACCCACGACUGCGUGGCCACGCACGCCUCCAACUCAAUCAUCAAGUUUGCGGACGACACAACAGUGGUAGGCUUGAUUACCAACAACGACGAGACGGCCUACAGGGAGGAGGUGAGGGCCCUCGGAGUGUGGUGUCAGGAAAAUAACCUCACACUCAACGUCAACAAAACUAAGGAGAUGAUUGUGGACUUCAGGAAACAGCAGAGGGAACACCCCCCUAUCCACAUCGAUGGAACAGUAGUGGAGAGGGUAGUAAGUUUUAAGUUCCUCGGCGUACACAUCACAGACAAACUGAAUUGGUCCACCCACACAGACAGCAUCGUGAAGAAGGCGCAGCAGCGCCUCUUCAACCUCAGGAGGCUGAAGAAAUUUGGCUUGUCGCCAAAUGCACUCACAAACUUCUACAGAUGCACAAUCGAGAGCAUCCUGUCGGGCUGUAUCACCGCCUGGUACGGCAACUGCUCCGCCCACAACCGUAAGGCUCUCCAGAGGGUAGUGAGGUCUGCACAACGCAUCACUGGGGGCAAACUACCUGCCCUCCAGGACACCUACACCACCCGAUGUCACAGGAAGGCCAUAAAGAUCAUCAAGGACAGCAACCACCCGAGCCACUGCCUGUUCACCCCGCUAUCAUCCAGAAGGCGAGGUCAGUACAGGUGCAUCAAAGCUGGGACCGAGAGACUGAAAAACAGCUAUCUCAAGGCCAUCAGACUGUUAAACAGCAACCACUAACAUUGAGUGGCUGCUGCCAACACACUGACUCAACUCCAGCCACUUUAAUACUGGGAAUUGAUGGGAAAUGAUGUAAAAUAUAUCACUAGCCACUUUAAACCAUGCUACCUAAUAUAAUGUUUACAUACCCUACAUUAUUCAUCUCAUAUGUAAACGUAUAUACUGUACUCUAUAUCAUCUACUGCAUCCUUAUGUAAUACAUGUAUAACUAGCCACUUUAACUAUGCCACUUUGUUUACAUACUCAUCUCAUAUGUAUAUACUGUACUCAAUACCAUCUACUGUAUCUUGCCUAUGCCGCUCUGUACCAUCACUCAUUCAUAUAUCCUUAUGUACAUAUUCUUUAUCCCCUUACACUGUGUAUAAGGUAGUAGUUUUGGAAUUGUUAGCUAGAUUACUUGUUGGUUAUUACUGCAUUGUCGGAACUAGAAGCACAAGCAUUUCGCUACACUCGCACUAACAUCUGCUAAUCAUGUGUAUGUGACAAAUAAAAUUUGAUUUGAUUUUAAA